Messenger RNA from Phycodurus eques (leafy seadragon), 2680 nucleotides. RefSeq names its product urotensin-2 receptor (gene uts2r1). Lineage: Eukaryota; Metazoa; Chordata; Actinopteri; Syngnathiformes; Syngnathidae. Bases 498 to 1589 code for a protein of 363 amino acids. The record is from RefSeq and is a predicted model, not a curated record. Gene Ontology annotation, molecular function: urotensin II receptor activity. Gene Ontology annotation, cellular component: membrane. The transcript has 4 exons. Gene Ontology annotation, biological process: blood vessel diameter maintenance; regulation of blood pressure; neuropeptide signaling pathway.
GGGAUUCUCUGAGACGCGUGGUAGCUUAAAUGCGGUCUUCAUUUCUCUGUCAUCUUCAGCUCACUGAAGAUCUGUCUUUAUAUUUCUGUCAUUAGAUAUUUUUUUUCCUGCUCCUUUUAUGUCACAACUUUGCUGCCAAGCUGCAUAGACGCAAUGGAAGAGAACUUGUGAGACUGAUCUACUGUAAAUCUGCACCUUUCAAUUCUAAACUCCUUGGGUUUACCAUUGAGGGACUCUUUGGCAAUGCUCAGAUUUUGGUCACAGCAGAAGAUUAAUUGUAUUUGUUUUGUGCCCCUGUAGAGAACUGGAAUUUUUUUUUUUUUCUUUUAUUCACCUUUUGUUUCACCUCACGGACCCCGAGCUGCUUUUAUGGAGUGUGAAAUUUUGGACAUACAUGCCAAGUUUGGUAGGAAAAAGUUAGACAAAAGCAUGGCUGAUGGAACUGGUGAAACGUGCUGAAGGCUUCUUUCAAACAAGACAACACAGCAUCUUCUGAGAUGACCACUGUGUCCAUGGCUCCUGUGGAAGUCCUGGUGGGAAGGAGCACCAAUGCCACCGACCCCCCUCAGAGCUCUCAUGAGGACCCAGCUGUCACUUUCACCAUUGGCACCAUCCUCGCCAUCAUGUUUCUUGUGGGAGUCUUGGGAAACAUCUACACCCUUGUGGUGAUGUGCCAUUCCAUGCGGAAUGCAGCUUCAAUGUACAUUUAUAUCAUAAACCUAGCAUUGGCGGAUCUGUUGUAUCUGCUCACCAUCCCGUUCGUAGUGUGCACACACUUCCUAAAGGGGUGGUACUUUGGGGAUGUUGGCUGUCGGAUCCUCAUUAGCAUGGACUUUCUGACCAUGCACGCCAGUAUCUUCACACUGACCAUCAUGAGCACUGAGCGCUACUUUGCGGUGCUCAAGCCAUUGGAUACGGUGAAACGGUCGAAAAAAUAUCGAAAAGCCAUUGCGCUGCUAGUUUGGGGCGCUUCUUUUAUCCUCACAUUACCGAUGAUCGUAAGCAUUCAGCUGAUGAAGGUGGGCAACAAGGCUAUGUGUCUUCCCACCUUGUCAUCCUUGUCCUAUAAGAUUUACAUCACCUUCCUUUUUUGCACAAGCAUUGUUGCCCCAGGACUGAUCAUUGGUUACCUCUACAUCCAGCUAGCUCGGACUUACUGGGUUUCACAGACGGUGACCUUCAAAACGACCAAUAAGCUUCCCAAUCUGAAGGUUCUCUACCUGAUUUUCACCAUCGUACUCCUAUUUUGGGCAUGUUUCUUGCCUUUUUGGAUCUGGCAACUCCUGGGUCAGUACCAUCCGACACUGCCCCUGUCCUCCGCAGCUAAGCGCAACAUCAAUUACCUGACGACAUGUCUGACGUACUCCAACAGCUGCAUCAACCCAUUCCUAUACACAUUGCUCACCAAGAACUACAAGGAGUACUUAAGGAAGCACAACCGGUCCUGGUCAGCUGGGAGUUUUUUUGACAGGAGGGGGCGUUUGCAGCGCUCGCCACGCAGGUCGCCAUCUGCAAGCAGUCAGCAGUGUACAGAGAGCUUCAUGCUCACACAUACAGCCUCCUUGCGUGCCCACAACAGCAGCUUGUGAGAUCUGACAGAACUGUGCUGAAUGAUGAAAAGGACCAAACAACCACAUGGAAAUGGGACACGGAUGAACCCUUCAUAUCUACGAAAUGAACAGAAUAAGUGGAAACAUGACAAAUGUGUGCACACCAACACAUGUUAUAAUAGACGCUCGUGAGAUAAAGCUUUUAGAAACUGUGUACUGAACAAACAAUGCGUAUUCAUACAUGUGUACCCAUUUGUAUUUUCCAUGAAUGAAACAUAGGAAUGACCUUCAUGCUGACUAAGUAUACCAUCUGUGCUCCUUGUUUUGCAAUAUGUGAGUCGGCAUGGUCAAAUAUGUAAUAUAUGUGCCAAAAAUUGUGUUUAGGUUAUUGAAGCUAAUUCAGAGCAUAUAAUAGAUGCCGUGUUUGUGUGGAUUAUCUUUUUCUGUCUAAAAAUGCAUGGUUAUGAAACAAGUGUAGCAGGGUUCAGAUGUCACCACCUUAGCAUCAAUCAUAAAUGCAGUAAUCCAUAAUUAAGUAUUCCGACCUCGAUUAAUUGAAAAGACAUGCUCGGAAAGAUACAAAGAUGCAUGAAAGCCACAUUGAAAAGGAAAAAAUGGCAACAUUCCAAGAAAAUGGUCAAAAUGUAACAAGAAUGCGAAGAAACCAAUUUGGAAGACGUUCACAAAUGUUUAAUCUGCGCACCACCUGUGCUACAACACACAUUUUGCUUUUUGUCUUCCUCUUUGGAUUUUCUGUUCAAAGUCCAAAUGUUUUGCAGUUUUUGUAUUUUUAUUUGUCAAAAAAGCACACUGCAUACUCUUGAUCAACUGUGUUGUUGUGCGUACCUGUAUUGUAAAACACAAAAUGCCUUUUAAUUCCAAGUGAAUGUCAAUCUUCGACCUGAAAAAAAGAAAACAUUAAAACUUAAGUUUAACAUUAAGCUUGUUUUUUAAACACCUCAUUAAAAUUGGAACUCAUUUGAUUAAGAACUGACUAAUGUUAUUAGAUUAUGAAAUUAUUUUUGAAGCACAAUGUAAUUUUGGUUUUAGAGAUUUGUCUCGUAGUAUUGUGGCUUGAUUUUAAUAAUGCAUUAUUUUUCUUGUAAAAUUCUGACUUUAUUGUUUUCGGU